Molecule: messenger RNA, 1075 nt
Organism: Lycium ferocissimum
Lineage: Eukaryota; Viridiplantae; Streptophyta; Magnoliopsida; Solanales; Solanaceae
Product: deoxypodophyllotoxin synthase-like
Exons: 3
Coding region: 11-958 (315 amino acids)
Molecular function (GO): dioxygenase activity
Source: RefSeq, a predicted model, not a curated record
UAUAUAAAAUAUGGGCCACCAAGCACCUCUAAAACUUCCUGUUUUGAACCUCUCAAAUGAGUACUUAAAACCUCAUACACCAAAUUGGCUCUCCAAUUGUGAUGAAGUCCGCCGUGCAUUGGAAGAGUACGGUUGUUUCGUGGCAGUUUACGACUCGGUUUCACCAGAGCUAAAUAAUGAUAUAUUUCAUGCACUUGAAGAAUUAUUUGAUCUUCCCACAGAAACAAAAAUUUGUAACACUUCUGAAAAGCCAUUCUAUGGCUACUAUGGACAAGUCCCUGAUAUGCCUCUUCAUGAAAGCCUUGGCAUUAAUAUUGGAGAUGCAAUGACUGAUGAAGGAGUUCAAAAUUUUACGAACCUCAUGUGGCCUUGCGGAAAUGACCACUUUAGUGAAAUUAUUCACGAGUAUGCAAACAUAGUAGCUGGUUUGGAGAAGAAGGUGAAAAGGAUGGUCUUUGAGAGCUAUGGAGUAGAGAAAUGCUAUGAUUCGCUCGAAAAAUCAACCACUUAUCUUCUUCGAUUAAUAAAGUAUCGAGCACCACAAUUAGAUGAAUCAAAUGUUGGCUCCCAAGUUCACACUGAUAAAACUUUUUUGACCAUACUUCACCAAAACCAAGUAAAUGGUUUAGAAGUGAAGACUAAAGAUGGUGAAUGGGUGGCUGUUGAUAUGGCUCAUGCUAAUUCAUUUGUUGUCAUGGUAGGGGAAGCAUUUUUGGCAUGGAGCAACGGUAGAUUGCAUUGUCCAGAACACAGGGUGACAGUGAGGGAAACCGAACCAAGGUACACUGUGGCACAUUUCUCAUAUAUCGACGGAAUGAUAGUUAUACCAGAAGAGCUUGUUGACGAGAAGCACCCUAUGAGGUUUAGACCAUUUAAUAACUUCGAAUUAUUGAAUUUCUUUUCCAAACAUGCAGAUGAUCAAAUGGAAUACACUGUUAGAGCCUUCUGUGGCAUUUGAACAUUUAAUCAAAUCCAUCGCACGAGUGUUUUUGUGAAGCUUUAGGCUCACGAUUUGCUCAUUGUAAUCUUUUGCCACUGUAGAUCUAAUAAGGCAAGUUACAUGAAGAAUUUAAUU